Molecule: messenger RNA, 5988 nt
Organism: Pestalotiopsis fici W106-1
Lineage: Eukaryota; Fungi; Ascomycota; Sordariomycetes; Amphisphaeriales; Sporocadaceae
Exons: 2
Coding region: 1-5988 (1995 amino acids)
Biological process (GO): phosphorelay signal transduction system; phosphorylation
Molecular function (GO): protein binding; phosphorelay sensor kinase activity
Source: RefSeq, a predicted model, not a curated record
AUGCCACAACCAUCCUCAAAGUCACCACAAUCCCCGCAUAGAUCGCUGCCGGCGCCACAUGACGACACCGAAUCCUCACACACGAUAGCCGACCACAAUCGGAGGACUUAUGCGGAAGAAUACAGGGACACCGGGUGCAAUGUGCUGGUAGAAGGCAUGCCGCAUUUUCCAAGGCCUCCGUCGACGUCAGGCCAUCAAUAUGGCCGUGAGACCGGCCAUGUCCCACUCUCACUCCGCGGCGGCGGCGGCUCAUCCUCCAAUGCGCCCGAAACUAAUGAUGCCUCCUCACCCGUGAGCAAGAGCCCGCGCAUCAAACAGAUCAUGCGCUCCGACGUGUUGGACUCGCCAAAGAGCGAGAAGAAGCAAGGCAAGGGCGUGAGUAUCGCCGAAGGGUCACCUGAAGUUAUUGAUUCACAAUCUAUAAUCAACCAGUAUAAGGAACGGUUGGCUCGCGAUAUUGCACGUCGGGAACUUGUUGCUCGGGCUCCUCAAUCGCCCAAGCGUGUCUCUCCCAUCCGGGAGGAGUUGUCCCUGUCCCCAGCCUCCGGGUCGGUGUCCAGCUCCGACAUACCUACAGCCUCGACAGAAUCUAACAAGACAAUACGAGGGGGCAUGACCCCAGGCUAUACCCCAGGAUUGGCUGCCAGGACGCCCUCUUAUCCAUUUCCACGCAUGAUGACACCUCAUUACUUUCCGUCGGCGCUGAAUAGGGCUGCCAGCGGUCAGAGUUAUCAUGGUGGUCACUUUGAUAGUAUGGUGCUCCACGACCAGCUUCGUUCGGAUCCAUCCACACCUGCAUCGACCAUGACCUUCCAGCCCGCUGGCGCUAUUCCACCCCUCGAGCGUGACUUUCCUACACCGAAUCUUUACGAGCUAGCAUUGAUGCUCAGCGCCGAGCCUGGCCUCGAUGCCUGGUGGAGCACGGUGAUCCAGAUUAUGAAGCAAUAUUAUAGAGCAGAGCGAGUGACCUUGUCAGUGCCUGCUGAUGCCACCGAUCUCGAAAACGUUCCUUGGGGCCAAAAGGCUACCUACAAUGCCAUGGAGGAGGAUGAAUUCAGUAUGGAAUACAUGGGGCGAAGCAGUCUGUUUCCAGGCAGCAUGGAUGAAAUGUCGGAAAUGGCGUCCAACGUCGAAGGCUCCCAGCUUGACGACAAGGUUUUGCGGCCAGAUUUGCAAAGCCGACAUUCUUUCACAUCCUACGAGAAUAAAAAGGAGUCGCAUACUGUUCAGGCCGCAGAAACGCCGAAUGCGGCCCCUCGGCGACCAGCUGCAAUGCCUCGCAGCAAGAGUUACUUUCCAAGUGCCGAGAGACGCAUGCCAGGCACGCCCCGCCCUGCUUUGAAUAAGCAGGCAUUGGAAGAGCACGAUGCGGUUGAGGGGCAACAAGAACAUAUUCAGACUUGGGAUGCGCCACUUGUCUCCCGGCCUGAGGUGAAAGGCCGGGUGCUUCCUGUUCUGCAGGGACUAGAUCUCGAGGCGGAUCCCCUGAUUGAUCACAAUGGUAUCAAGGGCGUGAUUGAGCGCGGCAAAGUUAUAGCUCUAACCCGCAGUUACCCCUAUCUUGAACCCGUGGUAGAAGAAAAGUCCAAAAAGAAGCCCAAGAAGCCCACACGACCCGAGAUGACCACCAAAUUGUCUUCGUUUCUUGGAACUGCUGCCACAGGCUCGCGGCCCCCUAUUCACAGCAAGAAGACAGUCGGAGGCGACAGAAUCUCCAAGCGUGCUGAUCUCCUUUCAGUCUUGAAUGACGAAGAACCUCGUCCUCCAACACCACGCUACGAAGAAUACGAGCAGGCACCCCCAUCUCCAUGGUCACAGUCCCCUGCACCGUCACCUGCUGUCCGGGCAGAUCCGGCCGAGAACCCAUUCUUCACUGACGCAAUGGUGGACGAGGACUCUUUCAACCCGGGGCCCAGUCCACAUGACUAUACUGAUAUCCAGCCACCCGAGACUAUCGGCGUUGACAAUUCUUGGACUGUGCUUCAUAUUCCACUGAAACAUAUCCUACUAUCGAAGCCGGCUGGAACCUUCAAGCUGAGCUCAGCAGCACUGGCACAGAAGACCGCAACUCGUGGGCGGCAGGACGGGACAGACUCUGGAUUUUCUGAACGCCCAGCUUCGGCUGACUCUCUCAAGGACAAACGCCAAAGCCCCAUUGCCAUACUCUCCAUCUUGAGCCCGCUGAUUCCAUAUCCUUCAAACCUACGCUAUUCUCUAGAGCAUCUCGCACCUCAUCUCGCAACAUCGUUCUCGUUGUGUCGCCACUAUACGAAUCUGGAGACUGAGGUAGCUGGUCUGCAGCGCAAGAGGCCACCCACAACUGGAUUUGGAGCUCUCGGACCAGAUGGACGCCCUCUUGCCGAUCCUGUACUAUUCUCUCGGUUAAAAUAUGCUUCGUCUGAGCAUCCGUCUCAGUUUUCUAUCGGUGGAAGUAUAACGAGUCCGAGCGAUACCUCGGGAGCAGCGCGAAGCGCUGCGAACUCGCCUGGCGCAUCCUCCAGCUGGGAUCCGAGCUCUUUUGGUCUGGUCGUAGAAAGGCGAACAGCGAGUAACAGCCCAGGAUUGGCCGGCGGCGAAGGGUAUUUCGGAGCGGUUGUACAUUCCAACACCAUGGGCCAUGAUGGCACGCCGCGUACACCUGGACUCCGACCCGCACGAACCAUCAAGGAUACCCCAUUAUCCAACGAGCGCUCACAGGGUGCAGCAGGUGGCAGUGCGAACAUUCGACCUUCUACACCAGGCGCCGGUGGCAUUGCGGAUUUGUCAAGUAUUAUGCAUACUCCUGAUGAGAAAACCCCCCAACUUUCGUCAGCCCCGCGAACAAGUACAAAAGCUGGUGGACAGCUAGACAUGAGUGGUGAGCGUGGACAGAGCAGUCAACGGCAUACCAAACUGCACUCAUAUGGAGCUGACUUUGCCACGACCUUCCAAUCAUUGCCUUCGGGCACAUAUGUCAACCAGACCCCUGGACUGGAGGAUAAAGUCAGCAUGUUGCCACCAUCUGAUAGGUUGAAGGGACUCAUGCUGGAUUCCCUGCCAGCUCAUGUGUUUGUAGCAUUGCCAAGCACGGGAGAGAUCAUGUGGGUCAACAGCAGAUAUCUCUCCUAUAGAGGCCAAACGGUUGCCGACCUUAUCGUAGACCCUUGGGGCUCUGUUCACCCAGAAGAUCGCGACGGAUACAUUCACAAGUGGACUCAUUCGCUUCGCACUGGAGAACAGUUCGCAUACACGGUACGCUUGCGGCGUUUUGAUGGUGUCUACCGAUGGCAUCAAGCCCGUGCAAUCGCCUCCAAGGAUAAGCGAGGAGUUAUCGUGCAGUUCAUCGGCUCGUAUAUGGAUAUUCAUGACCAAAAGGUUGCCGAACUGGUGGCUGCUCGCCAAGAGGAAAUAGAGGCGUCCGAAGCAAAGCAUCGCCUUCUAGCGAACCUGAUUCCUCAGAUUAUCUUUGCUGCUACCGAGGAGGACGGUAUCACAUUCGCAAAUGAACAAUGGCUUUCCUACACUGGACAGAGUUUCGAAGAUUCCCUGGGGGUUGGUUUCAUUGACUUUGUUCACCCUGAGGAUCUGGCCAAGUGUAGGUUGCCGUCGGAAAAGCACACGGCCAAAUACUUCGAAACUUCCAUGCCUGGCGCAAAGACAUCGGCCACAGCCACACCCACCAGAGCUGGCAGUUUCGGAACUCAUUUGACGCAGGGAUCUCUGUCUCGCAAGAACUCGAGCAGUGGCUCGAGCUCCUCGUUGUCAUCCACGGAUCUCGAUGAACUGGCGCGAAAGGGUAUCAUCAAGGUUGCUACCGAUAGCACAGGACGGCUCUCAUAUACUACGGAGCUUCGACUCCGAUCCAAGACUGGCGAAUACCGCUGGCAUCUGAUUAGAUGCGUCGAGAUCAACAAUAUCAAUUUCGGCACCGGCGAGAGCUCCUACUUCGGUUCUGCCACCGAUAUCAACGAUCACAAGCUACUUGAAGCCAAGCUCAAGGAGGCUAUGGAGUCCAAGUCUCGCUUCCUCAGCAAUAUGUCGCAUGAGAUUCGGACGCCUCUGAUUGGAAUUUCUGGCAUGGUAAGCUUCCUCCAGGACACGAUACUCAAUGAGGAGCAGAGGGACUACACGAAUACAAUUCAGACAAGCGCAAACAGCCUGCUCAUGAUUAUCAACGAUAUUCUUGAUCUUUCCAAGGUUGAUGCGGGCAUGAUGAAGCUCAACUUCGAAUGGUUCCACACUCGAUCCCUCAUUGAGGAUGUCAACGAGCUGGUUUCCACCAUGGCCAUUGCCAAACGACUGGAGCUCAACUAUGUUGUGGAACAAGAUGUGCCCUCCUGGGUGAAGGGUGACAAGGUUCGAAUCCGCCAAGUGCUUCUCAACGUUAUAGGCAACGCCAUCAAGUUCACUAGCCAAGGCGAAGUCUUCAGUCGUUGCAAAGUUAUACAGCGUCAAGAACGCGAUGAGCACUCCAUUAUAUUGGAGUUUUCCAUUAUUGACACUGGUCGAGGCUUUACUAAAGAAGAGUCGGAGCUCAUCUUCAAGCCUUUCAGUCAAAUCGAUGGAAGCAGCACCCGCCAACAUGGUGGAAGUGGAUUGGGGCUGGUGAUUUCACGACAACUUGUCGAACUGCACGGCGGCAAGAUGGACGGCUCUGCAGUGCCAGGCAAGGGUUCAACAUUUACCUUUACAGCCAAAUUCGGCCUUCCCACAGCAUCGGAUCAUCCCGGUGUACCGCUCUCACCGCCCGCGGCGCCUGUACAGCAAAAGACUGCGGAACAACAUGUGUCACCGACACUGACAGCCCAACCGUUCUCGUCACAAAAGAUUGCGGAACUGUCAUCCAGGGAUAGUCCCUCUUCGGAUGCGAGUCUUGUAUCGCCUGAACUCACGUCUUCAGCCGGUUCUGAUCCCUCGAUCCGCUCGGCGCGGUCACAAAUUACUACGGCGUCUUCUACAUCGUCCGCCAAUGCUGGUCUGGCGCAUUUCAGCGAAGCAGCCAAGGCUAGUGGUCAAGAUCUGUCCCAGAUGAAGCUCGAGAUGCCCCUUGCUGGACUUUCUAUCAGUGACACACCGACGCCAGACCUGUUGAGAUUUUCUGCAAAGAUUGAUCAGUUUAGACCUCCGAUGUACUCAAUUCUCAUCAUCUGUCCGCAGACUUUCAGCAGGGAAGCUACGACGAAACAUAUUGAAAUAACACUGCCCAAAGAUGUGCCUCACCAGAUCACAGCAUUAGCUACUGUCGAAGAGGCUCGAAAGUUGAUAGGAGGGGAAGAGUCGGUCACCUUUACGCACAUUGUCCUCAACCUGCCUUCUGCCGAGGAGAUAGUCAGAGUCAUGGAAAGAAUCAAGGCUUCCUCAAGUGGUAAGACCACAGUCCUUGUUCUUUCUGAUUCUCUGCAACGCCAAGCUGUCAUCAAACUCGCUUCCGAGAAUGGCCACCCAGAGCUUCUUGAAGGCAACUUUGCCACCUUCAUCUACAAGCCAGUCAAACCGUCACGGUUUGCCGCUGUCUUUGAUCCAGCAAAACUGCGAGAUCUCAGCAUUGACCGGAAUCGCUCGAGUGCUGCACAGAUGGUGGAGACUACACGGCAAAGUUACAUUGAUAUUGAGAAGCGGAUUGGCAACAAGGGCUAUAAGGUGCUGCUCGUCGAAGACAAUCCGGUCAAUCAAAAGGUCCUUGUCAGGUAUCUCAAGAAGGUUGGUAUCGUGGCAGAAAUUGCCAACGACGGCGUUGAGUGUACGGAGAAGGUCUUCUCCCGGCCACCCGGAUUCUACAAGCUUAUAUUGUGCGACCUUCACAUGCCUCGAAAGGACGGCUAUCAAGCUUGUCGCGACAUUCGAGCGUGGGAGAAGCAGAACAACCAUAGUAGACUGCCCAUCAUUGCCCUGUCAGCCAAUGUCAUGUCCGACGUCCAAGAGAAAUGUGUCGAGGCCGGUUUCAGCGACUAUGUCACGAAGCCUGUCGACUUUGUCGACUUGAGCACGGCCAUGUCCAAAUUCUUUUGA